Messenger RNA from Ixodes scapularis (black-legged tick), 1665 nucleotides. Its product is annotated as spindle assembly checkpoint kinase-like. NCBI's taxonomy places the organism in Eukaryota, Metazoa, Arthropoda, Arachnida, Ixodida, Ixodidae. The coding region runs from base 1 to 1665 and encodes 554 amino acids. The record is from RefSeq and is a predicted model, not a curated record. Gene Ontology annotation, molecular function: ATP binding; protein kinase activity. Gene Ontology annotation, biological process: protein phosphorylation. The transcript is spliced from 5 exons.
AUGGCGGAGAACACCAUGUGCCAAAGGUACGACACCAUCGAACUUGUAUCCGAAGUCGGAAAUCGUUCACACGAAUACGAUCUUGACUUGGCGGAUGCAUCGUGUCCCGUUCUCGCCCGUGCUUUGUCCGAUGCAAUCGUCAGAAGUAUCGUUGAAUCGGAUGAAUGGCCAUCGUUUGUAGAAGAAUUGCGGAAGGUCGGAGACGAUGACGACUUCGAUGACUUGCUGUGCAAGCCAACGUCAAAGCAGUACCUGUCGUGGGUUACUGAACAUUCGGCUCUUGAAACCAUUCCAGAAGACAAGAGACACACAACCUCUACACCAAAAGAUUCAGCAAGCAACCGGCUUCAAAGGGAUGAAAGUUGCAUGUGUGCUUCCGCGGAUCAGUCGAACAACGACGGCGCUUUCCGUAAAACGGAUAGGAAGUGUCGUUCAGUCCAAUCGCCCAGUAGUGAAGCUAGACAUCGGCGAGUCAUUUAUUCAAGCUCGCAUUCAGGAAUCCAGCAAGGCGUUAAGCUCUCCGGGGGUAACCAAGUUCUUACUCCAGGGAACAAGAGCACGAGGACAUCACCGCCGCUCAAGUGUUCUAAAAGUUCCCUGACGGAUUCUACCGACUUGUCAAUCUCAGACAAGAAUUCCUUGGAGUGGUCUGGCGAAAUAGAGCAAUUCCGCGCUGCUCUGUUCUCGUCGGGGUCUUCGGGGGACAGCGACCUCGUCAAGUCCGCCUUCCAGAUCACUAAGAGUGGGAGCUCCAUCCUGGCCCUUGAACAGCUGUUCCUUACCGCCGACCAGGCCCGCAGACUGCACGACCACCUGCCAGGUCCGGUGGCCGCCAAGGUUGGCAACCUACAGUUGAAGCGUCUGGCAAAUAAACCGUGCGAGGAAGCGCCUUCUGAACCCGGCGUAACCAAGCGUUCGCUGCGUCGUCUUGGCAGAGGAGCCUUCGGACGAGUCUUCGGCGUGCAUAUCAAAGGAAGACUGGUGGCCGUGAAGGAUGUGCGCAAUGUGGACAGCCCGUGCGAAAAGAACGCGUCGCAACUGCUGCACCGCCAUGUCGUGCGAACUCUCUAUGUGACUUCUCUGGAGCCAAGGCGCUUCCUGGUCGUCAUGGAGUAUGGCGGGCCUCGGACGCUGGAGCACAUUCUAGAACAGGGGCCCCUGCGUCUCCAAGAAACGCUACGCUUUGGUCGGCAGACGGCGUCGGCGCUGCACUACUGCCACCGCUGCAACGUGCUGCACCUGGAUGUGAAGCCCAGCAACAUUCUGGUGCACAACGCCGACUGCAAGCUUGCCGACUUCGGGAGCAGCGCUAUCAGGGGCACCAAGCCAAAGGUGUGCGGCACGGUGCAGUACAUGGCUCCCGAGGUGCUGUGCGGCCAGCGGCCAGACUUCCCCUCCGACGUCUACUCCCUGGGCGUCGUGCUCUGGCAGAUGCAGUCGGGUGUGCGGCCCUUCGACGGCUUGCAUCAGCACGCCGUCAUCUUUCAGGUGGUGCGGCAGCAAGCCCGUCCGCAGUUCGGCCAAUCCAAGUCACCAGAAUUGGAGGCCCUGGUGACGCGGUGCUGGAGCACCUUCCCGCAGGACCGUCCCAGCACGGGGGCCGUCGUCCAGGACCUGACUGCUCUGCACAGGUCUCACCUCGAGGCUCGGAUUGCCCCCGUCUGA